Daucus carota subsp. sativus is the source of this 4923-nucleotide messenger RNA. RefSeq lists its product as uncharacterized. Gene Ontology annotation, biological process: DNA integration. Bases 1 to 4923 code for a protein of 1640 amino acids. The transcript has 2 exons. The record is from RefSeq and is a predicted model, not a curated record. NCBI's taxonomy places the organism in Eukaryota, Viridiplantae, Streptophyta, Magnoliopsida, Apiales, Apiaceae. Gene Ontology annotation, molecular function: nucleic acid binding; RNA-DNA hybrid ribonuclease activity.
AUGACGAACCCAACCGGACCACGUUCUGAAAUCCAUGUUCCACGCAGCAGAACCACCACCGGAGUCUCGACUGAAUCAACCCCUGUAACUACUUCCCUCCCGCUCGGUACGACCAUUGCUCAAACUACCGCUCCCCUGACUUUUGGCUCGCUGCCCCCUCUGACUCGAGUAAUUGCAACCGUCACUGACGCCGGCACGCAUUAUUCAACCGUCACGACAACCACUCGUGGAGGCACGGGUGAUGACUAUGUGCACGAGGCUAAUGAGCUCCGGGGAGCAACGAACCAAGCCUAUGAGGAUCGAAUCCGUGCUUACGAGGAGGAAAUUGCACGAUUAAAGAGGGACCAGGCGAGGUUGCCGCCUCCGGAACCAAGAGAUGAAAACCCUCGUCAGAAUGUCAUGAAUCAGAUUCACUUGUUACCAGCAGGUGAUCCCGAUAACCCCGUUCCCCCUUUUACGCAAGAAAUCAUGGGUGCAAGAAUCUCUCGAAAAUUUAAGCUCCCAACCAUUAAAGCUUAUGAUGGCACGGGUCAUCCCGCCAACCACGUUCGAACCUUCAUGAAUGCUCUGUUACUCCAACCCGUUACGGAAGCAAUCAAGUGCCGUGCUUUUCCUCAAACUUUGAGCGGAAUGGCUCAGCACUGGUACAGUCGCUUACCUCCAAACUCUAUUUCCUGUUUUGCUGACCUGAGCAGGGCCUUCAUAGGACAAUUCGUUGGAAGCAAAACUCACGCCAAAAGCUCCGCCUCAUUAAUGAAUUUACACCAGGGUAAAAACGAAUCACUUCGGGAGUAUAUGAAUCGUUUUACCAAAGAAGCCUUGAAGGUCCCGGACCUGGAUCAGAAGGUAGCCAUGAUUGCACUCCAGCAGGGUACCACUGAUGACAAUUUUCGUCGAUCUCUAGCCAAAAGAGCCCCUGAUAAUAUGAACGACUUACAAGAGAGAGCCGGGAAGUAUAUUAAGGCAGAGGAAAGCCUAAGGAAAUCCCAGAGUAACCAAGGGCCAAACACUAACUUUAAGAAACGUGGGAAUGAUGCCGAGUAUAACGCUGAGAAUAAAUAUGCCAAAAAGGAUGAUGAUGAGAAGUCGCCUGCUAAAAAGAAGGUAGGACUCAAUGCCCCAAGAAGUCAAAUCCUAAUGGAGAUCGAAAAGGAUGAGAGUGUCCGAUGGCCGAAGCCCAUAAGGACCGACCCCGAGAAACGAAACAAGGAUUUGUAUUGUCGAUUCCACAAAGACACGGGGCAUAAGACCGAUGAUUGUCGGCAAUUGAAAGAUGAAAUCGAAUUCUUGAUCCGAAGAGGUAAGUUGUCUAAGUUCACCAAGGAUGGAGAUAAAAAUUAUCGGGACAAUGACAGUCGUGGAAGAGACAAUGAUGAUAAGAGAGCUCAGCCUCGAGGCCCUGUGAUCAACAUAAUCUCCGGAGGGCCUACGGCCGCAGGCACUUCAAGCAAUUCAAGAAAAGCUUAUGCAAGGGAAGUGAUGAAUAUAGUUGGAGAACCUCCGAAGCGGGCAAAAAUUGACUAUGCAAUGGCAUUCGAUAACGUUGACCUCGAGAAGGUAAAGUUCCCCCAUGAUGACCCCUUAGUAAUUACACCGGUGAUUGGAAACUCGUCCGUAAAGAGAGUGCUUGUUGAUAAUGGAGAUAUCUUGUUUUAUGAUGCCUAUGAAAAGAUGGGAUAUUCCGAUACUCAACUAACACCCUCGGAUAUGCCUAUAUAUGGCUUCAACAAUGUGGAAACUAAGAUUGAAGGCAUGAUCCAACUUCCUGUAACCAUGGGUACCGAACCUAGACAAGCCACCUGUAUGGUAAAUUUCUUGGUCGUUAAAGCCUCAUCAACCUAUAAUGCCAUCCUUGGGAGGACUGGGACACACGCUUUUAGGGCAAUCCCGUCCACUUACCACAUGAAGAUUAAAUUCCCAACUAGGAACGGAAUUGGAGAAGAAUUGGGAUAUCAGAAAAUGGCCCGAAGCUGUUAUAUUGGGCCACUAAGGUCUGGCGGAGCCGGGGGGCAAGUACUACCCAUAGAGGAUCUCGAUGUCCGAAAGGAGGAAGAAAGAAGAGGCAAGCCCGCCGAAGACCUGAUUCCAGUCCCAUUGCAUACUGAGGAACCCGAAAAGGUUACUUAUGUUGGAGCCUUACUUCAGGAAGACUUGAAGCAAGAACUAGUGAGGUUCUUGAGGAACAAUCGGGAUGUUUUUGCUUGGACAGCGGCUGACAUGCCAGGUAUUGAUCCCUUAUUCAUGACUCAUAAACUGAAUGUGAAUCCUGAUAGGAAACCAAUUAAGCAAAAGAAGAGGAAUAUCGCUCCCGAAAGGCAGGAAGCCAUUAAACAGGAGGUCGAUAAGUUGUUGGAAGCCGGAUUUAUUGAGGAAAUUCAAUUUCCUGAGUGGUUAGCUAACCCUGUUAUGGUCAAGAAGGCCAAUGGAAAGUGGAGAAUGUGCGUAGACUUCACUGAUCUGAAUGAUGCUUGUCCCAAGGAUUGUUUCCCCCUUCCAAGGAUAGACACGCUAAUAGAUGACACCGCUGGCCAUGAGAUGCUAAGUUUUAUGGACGGGUUCAGCGGAUAUAAUCAGAUCCGGAUGGACAAAGACGACGUCCCCAAGGUAUCAUUCAUUACAGACUUUGGUGUAUUUUGUUAUUUGGUUAUGGCAUUUGGACUUAAGAAUGCAGGAGCCACAUACCAACGCUUAGCAAACAAGAUGUUCAAACAUCUGAUAGGCAAAACUAUGGAAGUAUACGUUGAUGAUAUGCUGGUGAAAAGCUUAAAUAAAUCGGAUCACCUCGAACAUUUGAAAGAAGCUUUUGAAGUCCUGAGGACGCAUAAGAUGAUGUUAAACCCGGCCAAGUGUGCCUUUGGGGUUGGUUCCGGGAAGUUUCUUGGUUUAAUGGUCUCCAAACGUGGUAUUGAGGCCAACCCUGACAAAAUAAAAGCCAUCCUCGAUAUGGAACCUCCCAAGAGUGUAAGGGAUGUACAGACGUUGACAGUAAGGAUUGCGGCCCUGGGAAGAUUUGUAUCCAAGUCAGGAGACAAAUGCUUACCCUUCUUCAAAGCCUUGAAAAAGGUUAAGAAUUUCGAAUGGACAGAAGAGAGCCAAGUAGCUUUUGAGGAACUGAAGAAGUACAUGGCAGAGCCACCUCUCCUAUCAAAGCCCAUUGAUGGUGAGACCUUGUAUGUAUAUCUACCAGUUUCAGAACAAGCACUGAGUGCUGUAUUAGUUCGAGAGGAGUUGAAAAUUCAAAAACCAGUGUACUACGUGAGCAAAGUUUUGCAUGGAGCAGAGCUCAAUUACUCGGUGAUCCGAUACAAGCCUCGAACGGCGAUUAAAGCACAGGCUUUAGCUGACUUCCUCGUCGAAUGUACCAUUAACAACAAGGAAGUCGGGGGGCAGGAAGACAAGGUAAAAGAGCCCACCAAGGAAGAGAAACCUAAAGAAUACUGGCUGCUAUUUUUUGACGGGGCUUCAAAAACAAAAGGUAGUGGUGCAGGACUCGUGCUCCAAAGCCCCGAUGGCUUUACUGUGGAAUACGCUAUCAAGUUGGACUUCCCAACUACCAACAACGAGGCUGAAUACGAGGCUUUAACAGCUGGGCUUGGAUUAGCCAGAACCCUGAGGGUAAAGAAUUUGAUGGUCUGUGGUGACUCGAAGCUUGUAGUUUUCCAAGUAAAUGGCGAGUUUGAAGCUCGGGAAGAUACGAUGCUCAGAUACCCGAGGAUUGUUAAGACUCAAAUGGCAUUAUUUGAAGAGUGCAUUGUAGAAUAUGUGCCAAGAGAGGAGAACACUAAAGCUGAUGCCUUGUCUCAAUUUGCUUCCUCUGAUGAUGAGGUAUGCUCGGGAAGUGUUUAUUAUCAGGUUAUGAGAACCCCAAGCAUCGAUGCUAAGUUGGUUGCUCCAAUUGACACGGGAGCCACCUGGAUGGAUGAAAUCAAGUUGUAUCUUAAAAGUGGUCAUCUACCAACCAACGCUGAUGAUGCACGGAAGUUACAGGUAAGGGCCCUCAAAUACGUCCUCAUUGAAGGGAUCUUAUAUCGGAAAUUGUUUGUAAUUCCCUAUUUGAGAUGUCUAAGGCCUGAUGAGGCACGAGAAGCUCUUAGGGAAGUUCACGAAGGAGUAUGUGGCCAACACCUUGGAGGAAGGGCAUUGGCUCACAAAAUAACCCAUCUUGGAUUUUAUUGGCCCGAUAUGCUUAAGCAGGCCCAAGAAUAUGUGAAAAGGUGUGAUCGGUGUCAAAGGUUCGCACCGGUAGUACAACAGCCCCCGGAGAUGUUGACGUCUAUCAACACUCCUAUCCCUUUUGCCAUGUGGGGAAUGGAUAUCCUUGGACCUUUUCCACUUGCUAGUGCGCAAAGGAAGUUCCUGUUGGUAGCGAUUGAUUAUUUUACUAAGUGGAUCGAGGCCAAAACACUGGCCAAGAUAACCACCAAGCAGGUUGCUCAGUUUGUAUGGGAAAAUAUUAUCUGCAGGUAUGGAAUACCACGAAUCAUGGUGACAGACAAUGGGACUCAAUUCAACAAUGCCGAGUUCAAGAGUUAUUGCGAAGAUUACUCGAUUGAACUACGCUUCACCUCAGUUGCUCACCCUCAAGCUAAUGGACAGGCUGAGGUGGCUAACAGGAUAAUCCUCGACGGACUUAAAAAAAGAGUUGAGAAGGCCCAGGGGUCAUGGGCCGAGGAACUGCUUCCAAUACUUUGGGCCUAUCGAACAACUUGUAAAGUCUCUACCGGGGCAACCCCUUUCCAGCUAGCUUAUGGAGCUGAAGCAGUUGUGCCCCUUGAAAUCACUCACACUUCCUCAAGGGUCCAGCAUUAUGAGCCAGAAGCCAAUAAGGAAGGUAUGAGACUCGCACUCGACAUGAUUGACGAAAUCCGUGAUGAGGCUCAUGCUAAAAUCGUGGAAAACCAGAAGCGAGCUUCCUACUACUAG